This is a messenger RNA of Colletes gigas, 594 nucleotides long. RefSeq names its product thioredoxin domain-containing protein 12-like. NCBI's taxonomy places the organism in Eukaryota, Metazoa, Arthropoda, Insecta, Hymenoptera, Colletidae. The transcript has 2 exons. Bases 1 to 594 code for a protein of 197 amino acids. The record is from RefSeq and is a predicted model, not a curated record.
AUGCAAAAUUUGAUUCGGUGCUUCAAAUAUGUGAGUUCCUUCAGUCUCGUUGACUUAGCAAGUCAAGUAAUAGGAAAUGAUCUCAUUAUUACCGAAUGCGAUGGUAGCUUCGAUCGAUUGUUCAAAUGGAGGCGUUUUCAGAACGGUUUCAAGGAGGCUAAAGCCUGCAGGAAACCAAUAUUGCUAUUUGUUCACAAACCAUUAUGCCCCGCUUGCCAGACAUUGAAACAAAAGUUCUCAAAGUCUGUAAGACUGAUGGACCUUAGCGAUAGCUUCGUCAUGAUACAGGCGGAACAGGAGAAGUGCAAACACAUGGACGAACAGAAGUUUCUGCCCGAUGGAAAAUAUGUGCCUAGAAUUUUGUUCUUUACGCCGGAUGGCGAUUUCAUCGAGGACGCCUAUAACAAACACCCGAACGCCGACAAGGAGCACAAAUAUUUCUACAGUAAUCCCUCGCAAAUUGCGGAGUCCAUGUUAUUCGUUCUGAGAGAGUAUAUUAAAGGGCCACUGUCGGUACUGUUCGAACACGAACGAUGGAAAUCAGACAAUUGGGACACGGAUGACGACGUUCUGACUCCCACCGUGUUGUCUUGA